Exaiptasia diaphana is the source of this 2189-nucleotide messenger RNA. Its product is annotated as cytochrome b-245 heavy chain. The coding region runs from base 168 to 1868 and encodes 566 amino acids. The transcript has 19 exons. Gene Ontology annotation, cellular component: plasma membrane; NADPH oxidase complex. The record is from RefSeq and is a predicted model, not a curated record. Gene Ontology annotation, biological process: superoxide anion generation; defense response. Gene Ontology annotation, molecular function: superoxide-generating NAD(P)H oxidase activity. Lineage: Eukaryota; Metazoa; Cnidaria; Anthozoa; Actiniaria; Aiptasiidae.
CUCGAUCUUGCCAGCCGGACUUCUUUUGAAUUUGAAGAGUAAUUAAACUUUUCAAGCCUGCAGAUCGCAACAAAAAUGCCAUAUAAGUUGCAUUGCAGUACGUGAAGUAURGUGGAAGUUGAAAAACUGCCCUGUCAAAACACGAGCGCUAUUUUUGGCGGCAAAGUAUGCCUCGAUUCGGCUUCAAAGUCAACGAGUUGGGUCGCUACGUUGUAGUUUUAACAUGGCUGGUGAUCAACAUUCUUCUUUUUAUUCUGACUUACAACGAAUAUGCAUCUGCUCCGAAGUACACAUACCUGCGCGUUGUUGUGAAGAAAGGUCUUCCAGUUGCGAGGGGAGCAGCCAUGGUACUCAARUUCAACUGUGCCCUGGUGUUACUAUUGAUGUGUCGUAAUAUUCUCUCUAUUAUCAGAAGUCAUUGCAAUUAUGGUGUCAUGAGGCCUGUCAUUCGUGUGUUGGACAAAUCAAUAACAUUCCAUAAGUACAUUGCUUACACUAUCUGCCUCAUGACAGUUAUCCAUGUUGGUGCACACUGCUUUAAUUUUGAAAACCUUGUCAUGAGUUGGUCAAAGUCUGGUGCAAUUGAUAGCAAAGUAAGCCAAGCAGACCCCUGGGUAAAUCCUGUCAGAGAGAAGAAUUCAGAUCCAGUUACUGAAGUAAUUAAAUCAGUUCCUGGAAUAACUGGCAUCAUUAUAACGUUAUGUCUAAUCGURAUGGUUUCUUCAUCAACUGAGCUUAUCCGGAGAUCGUACUUUGAAGUGUUUUGGUACUCUCAUCAUCUCUUUGCUGUUUUUUUCAUUGGUCUCAUGGCUCAUGGAGCUGGGGAAUUGCUAAGAUUCCAGACAAACAUCGACAAACAUGACCCUGAAUACUGCGUUGAUCACCUUAAGGAAUGGGGAGAGAAAAGCUCUAAAAAAUGUGAAACACUUCCAACGUUUGGGUCUWCUGGCCCUCAGACUUGGAAGUUUGUGAUAUUCCCCCUGAUUCUAUACUUCCUGGAAAGAUGUCUGCGAUUAUACAGAUCAUUACAAAAAGUCCAGAUUAUGAAGGUUGUCAAACACCCUUCAAAUGUCGUUUCAAUACAAAUGAAGAAAAAAGGCUUCAAAAGRGAACCAGGACAGUACAUCUUUAUCCAAUGUCCUAAGAUAUCACAAUUGGAAUGGCAUCCAUUCACCCUAACUUCAGCUCCGGAGGAUGAUUAUUUCAGUGUUCAUAUCAGAGUGGUGGGCGACUGGACAGCGUUGCUUAGUAAAGAACUUGGUGCAGACAGCAGUCAACUCCGAAACAUUGAUGAGUUACCAAGGAUAUCAGUUGACGGACCUUACGGGACAGCUAGUACUGACAUCUUUAGUUACAAUGUCGUAAUGUGUAUUGGAGCAGGUAUUGGGGUAACACCAUUUGCAUCGGUACUCAAAUCAAUUUGGCACCGUUACUACCAUUCACCCGACUCKUUUUGUAUUCAGAAAGUGUACUUUUACUGGAUUUGCAGAGAAAGUUUUGCAUUUGAGUGGUUUUCUGAUCUUCUAAAGCAACUGGAGACACAGCUUACAGACUCYAAUGAUUUAGAUUUCAUCCAAAUCAACAUAUUUUUAACAAAAUGGGACACAAAAAUGGCCAGGCGCAUCGUUUACGAGGAGCAGUCCGCUGCCGAAAACGAUCCAAUAACAGGCUUAUUUUCAAGGACUGAAUAUGGUCGACCAGACUGGAAAGAAAUCUUCAAAGAUGUUGCUGAAGCCCAUAGCAAUACCAAAGUUGGUGUUUUCUUUUGCGGACCAUCAGGGCUUUCCCARGAACUUCACAAAAUGUGUGACCAAUCGAAUGACGAAGCAAGAGGAGUUAAAUUUUACUAUAACAAAGAGAAUUUCUAAUAAUGGUUCAUCCGCAAUUGAAAGUACUUUARAACAAAUAUCAUUAUUUUUUAUAAUAAUAUUUUAUAUUCAUGCCUCACGAGUGGCAUGACGGCCCUGAAUAGCGUUGUUUAAAAAACGUUAUAAACAAAACGUCACUGUCUGUAUAAUAUAAAGAAAUUUGCACAAUAAUUGAAAAUUACUAUAUUGAAAAUUAUCGAAGCUAGCCGUUUAUAUGACAUUGAUAUUAAWAAUUAAUAAAAUGUAAUAUAACACAAUAUAAUCAUCAUUAUUAGUAAUAAAUUUUAAUCUAUAUUUGAAAUUUUGAUUUCUGCCUCAAAG